This is a messenger RNA of Fukomys damarensis (Damara mole-rat), 1056 nucleotides long. It is a transcript of the gene Spmip5, whose product is annotated as chromosome unknown C10orf82 homolog. The transcript is spliced from 7 exons. The record is from RefSeq and is a predicted model, not a curated record. The coding region runs from base 236 to 940 and encodes 234 amino acids. NCBI's taxonomy places the organism in Eukaryota, Metazoa, Chordata, Mammalia, Rodentia, Bathyergidae.
AGCACCCAGCUGAGAGCAACCCAGGACUGUGGCCCUCCCUUCUACCCAGACGCCUCAUCUCUUGAGAACACUGCUUCAUGGAGACAAACUGAGUUAGCAGGACAGGAGAUGGCAGCAUCCACAGGAUUCAGAGCCAGACCCUGGCUUAUUUGGGGUGGGGACACCACUGGCAAUCCCUGAGGUAGGAAGAGGUCUUUCUCCAAGGAGAACAUCCACAGAAACUGAGAGGAAAAUCAUGGAGUCUCCCAAGGUCUUCAUGAGGCAGCUGCCGAUCACACCAGGCUACAGUGGCUUCGUGCCGUUCCUGAGCUGCCAGGACACCUCCAGUGAGGACAGCAUGAACCGCUGUCUGCAGAGCUUCCAGGAGAGCACGCAGCGAUACAAAGACCAGCUGGAGGAACUGCGCUGCUCCGUGGCCACCGCCCCAAAGCUGAAACCCAUCUGCUCCGAGGAGACGGUCCUGCGGGCACUGCAUGAAUACGCCCGGCGAUACCACCCCCUGACUCUGGAAUGCAAGAAUAUGAAGAGACCUCCCCAGGAGCCCCCAAUCCCUGGCUGGGCAGGCUUUCUGCCCCGAGCCAGGGUCACCGAGCUGGGCUGUGCCACAAGGUACACGGUCAUGGCCAAAAACUGCUACAGAGACUUCCUGGACAUCAAGGAGCGGGCCACCAGGGCACGUCAGAAAUCUUAUGAGAAAUUACAAGGAGGUGGCUCUACACAACCUCCUACUGCUUCUCCCAAAAUUUUACACCAUGAAGGACCACUGCCCAAAUACCCAGACUUCUCUAUUUCAGGUGGAAGCUGCUCUGCCCUUGGAAGACCCCUGAGUGAGGACCCCAGAGCUCCGGUGACAUGUGGCUGCGCUCAGACACCAGCUACGUGGAGCAACAGGAAGGUUUACCUAGAGCCACUGUCCUCAGCCAAGUCUGCAGAGAGCUAGAAGCCUGCAGACUUCCACACCACAGUGAGGACAUGAGAACUCUUUACUGUCUGCCUUGUUGUCCUAUGGGGAUAAACAGGAUACUUCUCAGAGUGCCACAGGAUUUUAUGGUUGUU